Pelobates cultripes (western spadefoot toad) is the source of this 927-nucleotide messenger RNA. The record is from the annotation of a GenBank genome assembly. Lineage: Eukaryota; Metazoa; Chordata; Amphibia; Anura; Pelobatidae.
AUGGCGCCGACCACACCGCCGGGGCCGGAAAGCUCCGUCCUAGAAAGGAUUGAGGACAGGCUGGGGAGUCUGACGGCUUCUAUGGCCACAAAAGAUGACCUGAAGUCUCUUACCACAGCCAUCCAGGAUACCCUAAGAGCUGAAAUGGCGGGUAUCCGCUCUGAGGUUGCAUCUCACGCGGGCCGCAUAACAAGCAUGGAGGAGGCGGCUGAGGCCCUCACGGCGCGCCAAACGUCCGCGGAUACAGCAAUAGCCCGCCAAGGUACGCUGCUCCUAUCAAUGAGAAGACACCUCGAGGACCUGGAUAAUAGGGGUCGGAGGUGUAAUAUACGCAUCCGGGGAGUGCCUGAAGAUGAUAGUACGGCUGAAAAUGUCGUGGAAAUACUUACCGAAAUCUUCCAGACAAUCCUGCAACCGACAUCCCCAGAACAUAUAGAGUUCGAGCGGGCACAUAGAAUCACACGACCUAGGUCCCUGGAAGACGGCCCGAGAGAUCUCAUUUGCUGCCUUCACUCCUUUCCUGUAAAAGACACCAUCAUGAGGAAGGCCAGGGAAAGACCAACGUGGCCCUAUCGAAGUGCGCAAGUGGCCUUAUAUAAUGAUUUGUCCCCGAUCACGCUGGAAGCCCGGCGGGCUCUCCGUCCCGUGACAGCCGCAUUGAGGGACCGCAACAUAUCAUACAAGUGGGGGUUCCCUUUCGCUUUACUGGCCAGGCACCAUAACAGCUGGAUCUCCAUGCGCUGGCCUGAGGAUGUCCCGCGGUUCAUGGAGGAACUGGGCCUUCCAACACCUGUCGUCCCCAAUUGGAUCCUGGGAUCGACGGCCCCCGUACCGAGACCGCAGAGGUUGCCAAGGCGGAGGGAAGCUCGCUCCCCCUCCGCUCACCCGGCCAGACGGCGCCGAAAUCCGGCUUCCCCAGAAGAGUGA